This is a messenger RNA of Microbotryum saponariae, 441 nucleotides long. The record is from the annotation of a GenBank genome assembly. Lineage: Eukaryota; Fungi; Basidiomycota; Microbotryomycetes; Microbotryales; Microbotryaceae.
AUGGUCAGUCGACAGCUCUCAUCUAAUUCUCUGGAACACGCUGAACCCGCCUCCUCGGACGAUCCAGACGGCUCUCUUCAACUUCGAAUCGCUGCUGCUCGUGAUCCUGCUCAUCAUCUGCACGUGCACCUACGUACGAGCGAGCGCGCCUGGCUUGGUCGAUCGCAACAAGGAUGGGUGAGCAAGCCUUGUACAAGCACUCGGGGGGCGCCAGAGGAGGAUUCGUCCGCAAGCUGAUCUAUGUGGACUCGCUUUGUCGGGUGGCAGUUUCCUCGGCGUCUUUUACAAAUGUGCACGGAUAGGUGAGCACACGUCCUUGCGGCUCUAUCGUGCUCAACAUGGCCACUGAGCUUGGUUUCUGUGCUCUCCGUAGGGGAACGACUGAGUCCAUACGUGGCAUUGGCGUUGACGGUCGUCGCGUUCCAGAUACUACUACAGUGA